GCGCUAAUAUAAUAGCUCUCUGCUUUCUUCCCCUUGCCAACUACUAUCUUCCUCUCUAGACUGCUAGAUUGUCAUGUCUUCAUCGUCCGAGCCACUCAAGCGAGUCAUCGUCACUGGCGGCGCGGGUUAUAUAGGCUCGCACAUCGUCUACAAACUCAUUGAGACUCGGCGGUAUAAGGUUAUAUCGAUUGAUAAUUAUCACAACGCGUACCCUGCUGCGCUUAAACGCGUGUCUCAACUCGUCCAGUCCGAACUUCCUCCUGACGCCUCGCCGGAAGAAGAGGAAAGCGCAGUGAUCGAUGUACAUAGGUGUGAUCUUACGAAGCCAGAGGAGAUUAGGUCUGUUUUUGAUAAGUACGGGAAGGACGGGAUUUGGGGUGUGAUUCAUGUUGCGGCCUACAAAGCCGUGGGCGAGUCAACCGUUAUCCCCUUAACAUACUACGCCAACAACGUCCUCGCAACGAUAAACCUCCUUCAAAUUAUGGACGAGUAUGAUUGUCCGCGCAUGGUCUACUCCUCUUCAGCAACCGUCUACGGAACACCUCCCGAGAUACCCAUUCCCGAAACGACGCGGCUGAAAGCGGACAGUCCAUACGGGAAGACUAAAGUUAUGUGCGAGACGAUCCUCGAAGAUUUAUGUGCAGCGUACCCGGACCGAUGGCGCUCGAUAUCCCUCCGAUACUUCAAUCCCGCAGGUGCACACCCCUCAGGUCUCUUCGGCGAAGAACCAAAAGGCCGACCAGGCAACCUCCUCCCCCUCCUCGCACACAUGGCCUGCGGACGUAUCAAAGAAGACACCCUAAAAGUCUUCGGGAACGACUACCCCACUCACGACGGCACAUGCGUUCGCGAUUACUUACACGUCCUCGAUCUCGCUUCAGGACACAUUCUAGCGCUCAACGCGCUUGACGAUUCCUCAAACUUCGCUAGUUGGCCGACCACACCCGGCGCGGGACGGUACAAGGCGUAUAACCUCGGAAAGGGUAAAGGAAUGAGCGUGUUGGAUAUCCUUGAAGCGAUGCGGAAAGCUACUGGGUUUGAUUUCAAGUAUGAGAUUAUUGGUCGUCGCAAAGGAGACGUACCAUACCUCAUCGCCGAGCCCUCCCUCGCAGAGAAAGAACUCGGGUUCAGCGCACCGCAGGACUUGGAGACGAUGUGUCGCGAUUUGUGGAAUUGGCAACUUCGGAACCCGCAAGGACUUGAUGGACCGUUUAUUAGUGGUGACCUUCCCCAAUUGGCGUCUAUUGCGAAGGGUAAUGCGAAGGCUCCUCUUGUGAAUGGUGCCCCUGCUCCUACUCCUGAAGUGAAGACCGCUUAGAGUUCAUGAUGAAGGAAUGAGAUGGACGGGGAUUUGGUGGAUGGACUACGUAUAAACUCACGACUCAUGACGAAUACGGACGUUUAAAUGAAAAAAAGGAGAAAAACGAAAAGAAAAGAAAGGCGGAUGGUUUUUCUUAUAUACCUAAUCUUCACUCUGUGUACAUAGAUUUGUAUGCUGUCAGUUUUCGGUAUCCUUCC
Molecule: messenger RNA, 1518 nt
Organism: Fomitiporia mediterranea MF3/22
Lineage: Eukaryota; Fungi; Basidiomycota; Agaricomycetes; Hymenochaetales; Hymenochaetaceae
Product: UDP-glucose 4-epimerase
Exons: 8
Coding region: 74-1318 (414 amino acids)
Biological process (GO): beta-D-galactose catabolic process via UDP-galactose, Leloir pathway
Cellular component (GO): cytosol
Molecular function (GO): UDP-glucose 4-epimerase activity
Source: RefSeq, a predicted model, not a curated record